AUGGCUACUGAACCCGUAGUAGAGGUUCCUUCGCAAGUAGCUGACAAUACAGCCAAACCAAAACUCCCAGCGAUUCCAAAAGGGGCCACUGUACGCCGCCGCCCGAUCCCAACGCGCACCCCCUCCACCCGCGCCGAAAAGCGCAUCUACAUCACAGCCAAAACACCCUUCCGAUCCGUGACAACGCGCGUGCGUAAACAACUCAAUAAGAAUCUUCGCGAGGCUUCAUCCUCCAACAAGGCUUUUACCAACCGAUUAGCUGGCAACAAGGGGGUCUCUCUCGACGAUCGGAUCCGCGCGAUUCAACGUAACGCCACUUCUUCCGCGAAAAAGAGCGGUGGCAUUGUCAGUGGUAGCGGCAGCGGCAGCGGCGAUGGCGUCGGGCUUGAGGAUGCAGGAACGGUCGUGAUCCUGGGGACAGGACGUGCGAUACCGAAAGUUGUUGAAGUUGCCCUGUUUUUCCAGAAACAGACCGACUGCAUUGUGCAGUUGAAGACUGCGAGUGUCGGGGCUAUAGACGAUGUUAUACAGGAAGGGGAGGAAGAGUGGGGUGGCGAGGGUGAAGAGAGGGUAAGGAUGAUGAGUUCUCUCGAGGCGUCAAUUCGCCUCAGAUGA
Hypoxylon fragiforme is the source of this 615-nucleotide messenger RNA. RefSeq names its product Rpp20 subunit of nuclear RNase MRP and P-domain-containing protein. The record is from RefSeq and is a predicted model, not a curated record. Lineage: Eukaryota; Fungi; Ascomycota; Sordariomycetes; Xylariales; Hypoxylaceae. The transcript has 2 exons. Gene Ontology annotation, cellular component: ribonuclease MRP complex; nucleolar ribonuclease P complex. Gene Ontology annotation, biological process: tRNA 5'-leader removal; rRNA processing; intronic box C/D snoRNA processing. Gene Ontology annotation, molecular function: RNA binding. Bases 1 to 615 code for a protein of 204 amino acids.